UAAAUUCAAUCAUAUUAGUUUCAACAAUGGCAAUACAUUGGAUGAAUUGUUCAAAAUGGCCAGAUCCUUUAAAAGACGAGGUCGCUUACGUUGACAAUCCUAUAGAAUCAGGAUUUCCAGGACAUUGGCUACCGUUAAGUGUAAUAAAGAAAAUGAUGGAAAUGCGUGUAAUUACCCUCGCAACGGAUACAUUACAAGUGCAGCCUGCACUAUCUUUACAGCUUAAAGAUUACGUCACGAUGAAGCUGAAGCUUAAAGUCACCGCAAAAGCGAAAUUAGAACGAAGAACAACUGAAAUGAAUAGAAAUGAACCGCUUAUCACGAAACCAGUAAUUAAUCUCUCUUACACUACAACUGAAAAAGGAAGAAAACAUGAUGUAACUACAGCCAUUGAUUUACUAUUUCCGAAAGAAAGCACGACAUCAAAAGCGUUAGAUGAAAUAACUGUAUUACAGCCAGAAACUAAAUUUUUAUUCGUAGAUUCAGCUACACCAGAAAUAAGUAUAGUAUCAUCUAAAUUAUCUUUGCCAACAACUCCUUCAACUGUAUCAACUACAUUCCUCACUGUACCGCAAACAACAACCACAACAUUACCAACUACUCCUACAAUAAUAUUAACAAAAGCUUUGAUGAUGACUACUUCUCCUUCAACAAUAACAACCACAGCAACUACAAGUAAAUCAACAACAACACAAUCGACGACAACAAAACCAACGACAACAAUAACAACAACACAACCGUCGACAACAAAACCAACAACACUAAAAACAACAAGUACAACAACAACCAAGCCAACGACUUCAACAACGACUGAAACUGGUAACCCGUUUUAUUGAUAUAGCAAAACAAAUG
Molecule: messenger RNA, 852 nt
Organism: Colias croceus (clouded yellow)
Lineage: Eukaryota; Metazoa; Arthropoda; Insecta; Lepidoptera; Pieridae
Product: salivary glue protein Sgs-3-like
Exons: 1
Coding region: 27-836 (269 amino acids)
Source: RefSeq, a predicted model, not a curated record